UGUAAAAUUUUCACCCGCACACUGUCGACAGUCUCGCGUUUUUCGAAGGUGGAAAACUUUCGCCAGUAGCCGUUUUCCUUUCUCGUUCGCGCACGUAGUUUUCUUCAACAUCGGAAUUUUCAUUUUCAUGUUACACAGUCGCCGUCAGUCACCACGGUACAGGCAGCCAGAGAGCAAGCAAAAGUCCAGUUUUCCUUCGAACUCGCACUUUUCAUGAUGCGUUGUCACUGCGAGGAGAGGAACCAUCAGGAAAAGAAGUGAAACAUUCCUCCAUCGUCGUCCUCGGCCCAGCGUUCAGCAGGUUCCACUGAAGAGGAACGUUUCGUGUCGCUGUGUGAAAAUUAUUGGGCAACAAUAAAAGUUGGGUGUGCUGGGUGGAAAGUGUUGCUGCUGUUGCUGCUGCUGGUGCAGGGGGAACUAAGGUUGUUGUCUGGACGGAGGAACAUCCGAAAAAGAUGGCAGCACUCAAUGACUUGGAGGUUCUGCGGGCGGAAAACGAGCGCCUGAACCGGGAACUCGAUCAGGCCAGUAGCGAGAACAUCCAGUCGGCCAAGUACGGGCUGGGACUGCUGGAAGAGAAGCAGUCGUUGCAGUCCAAGUGCGAGGAACUGGAAGCGCUGUACGAGAAUGCGAGGCACGAGCUGGAAAUCACACAAGAGGCGCUGCAAAAAUUUCAAAAGACACAGCAAGUCACCACCAAAAGCGGCAUCGAGCAGGAGGAUGCCUUGCUCAACGAGUCCGCCGCAAUGGAAACGUCGCUCAACCUGCAAAUCCUGGAGCUGGAAAAUGAAACCAAACAGCUGCGACACGAGCUGGAGCGGGUCACGAACGAACGGGACCGGAUGUUGCAGGAGAAUUCGGAAAUCGGCCGAGAUAAAUCCGGCGCGGAAGCGGAACGAGCUCGGUUAAAGGCCGAACUGAAAGACAUGAAAUACAGGGAAACACGAAUGCUCAGCGACUACAGUGAACUGGAGGAGGAGAACAUUUCCCUACAAAAGCAGGUGUCCAGCUUGCGGAGUUCACAGGUCGAAUUUGAAGGUGCCAAACAUGAACUUAGAAGACUCUCAGAGGAAAUAGAGUUGCUCAACUCACAAGUGGAGGAGUUGGCUAGCUUGAAAAAAAUCGCUGAAAAGCAAAUGGAAGAUGCACUGACCGCGCUGCAAAUUGAACGCGAACAAAAGUAUGCACUGAAGAAAGAGCUUGAUACACAUAUCAAUCGGGAAUCGAUGUACAACAUUAGCAAUCUGGCAAUCAGUAUACGGGGCAUGGAGGAGAGCACGCUGAAUAGCAGCGAUUGUGAAGACGAAAUGCCUACCUUGAAAGACUCGACACUCAAACGGUUGGAAACGUUGGAGGCAGAGACGGCCGAUCUCAAGUCACCCGACGGCACCAAGGUCGAUCUGUUCUCCGAGAUCCAUCUGAACGAGCUGAAAAAACUGGAAAAGCAAUUGGAGUCGAUCGACAGCGAGAAACUCAGCUUGACGGCCAACCUGCGGGAAGCGCAGCAGAAUCUGGACAAGAGUCAGAACGAAAUGCAGAACUUCAUGGCCAAGAUUACGCUACUCGCUGCUCAUGUGGAUGCGCUGGCGAAUCUCAAGAAACAGAUUGCGGCGGAGGACAAAUUUGCAAAUGUGUCCAACAACAAGGACAAGGUGAUGAACGACAAGCUGAACGAGGCCAUUCAGCUGUAUUCGAAUUGGUUUACCCUCAGCUCGAAGGAAAUCGACACUUUGAAGGCCGAUCUAGUCGAAUUGCAAAAGGGCCUGAACUGCUCAGACGCCAUGGCUGUGCUACGUAAUGAAAUUACCAACCUUAAAAAUAAGUUACUAUCCUCAGAGCAGAAAUCAUUGGAUCUGCACAGCGACGUGCAUGUACUGACAACGCUGUCCCAAACCGCUGGCCAAAGUCUGAACUUCACCCGCAGCAAUCUGGUAUCACUAAGUGACGAUCUCGCCCAGCUUUACCAUCUAGUUUGCACAGUAAACGGUGAGACGCCGAAUCGUGUCCUACUGGAUCACAAGAAUGACGAUCUGAGCUUCGACAACGAUUCCCUGUCUACCAUCCAGUCGCAGCUCAAGUCCGACAUCCUCACCUCGAAGCCGCACGUUUUCGAGGAUCUGCAGGCGCUCAGCGAUGCGGUCGAGAUCAAGAAGUACGUCGACACGAUCAGCGACCAGAUCAAGUACCUCAAGAGUGCCGUCGAGCACACGAUCGAACUGAACAAGGACAAGGUCUCGGACGUGGCCGCAGGCGACAAGGACGCCAAGGAGGAGAUCGCCGAUCUGCAUGAACAGAUCAUCAAGCUCAAGAGUUUGCUCUCGACGAAGCGGGAACAGAUCGCCACCCUGCGGACGGUACUCAAAUCGAACAAGAACACGGCCGAGGUUGCUCUGACGAACCUCAAGUCCAAGUACGAGAACGAGAAGCUGGUGGUGAGCGACACCAUGUCCAAGUUGCGAAACGAACUGAGAAUCCUCAAAGAGGAUGCCGCUACCUUCUCGAGUCUCCGGGCGAUGUUUGCUGCCCGUUGCGAGGAGUACGUAACGCAGGUGGAUGAGCUGACACACCAGCUGUCGGCUGCCGAAGAAGAGAAGAAGACUCUGAACCAACUGCUGAGGUUGGCGGUGCAGCAGAAGUUGAGCCUUACCCAAAAAUUGGAGGAACUGGAAAUGGAUCGCGAAAUGCGUCACGUCCGCCGACCAGCGAUGCCAGCCCGUGGCGGUGGCAAGUCUGCCUUUUCUCGAGGAAUGCCUGCUCGCAGUAGCAACCAGAACGCCAACAACAGCAGCAACAAUCCGAACCAAGCAUUCUUCUAACAUAAGGUUAGCGUACAGCGUAAGAUCUUGGCCUUCCUUUACACGCUACUAAAGCUGUAAAUAGCCAAACACAAAACAAAAAACGAUGAGUAACGUCCAACUUUGUUGCACUUGAUCGCAAAGGACGUUACUUCGUUUGUUUCUCAACCACCUUCCUUUCGCGAAGACUGGAAAUGCGCGAAUCUAUCCAUCCAAUCAAAUUAGGUUUUCCUCGGUUUUACCGCUGCCCAUACUUACUACAUCCGUAAGCUAAAUUGUUUACCAGUGCAUCCGCAUCCACCAUCCGCGUCAGCCAGGGCGGGAAAUGGAUGGGGCUCUGCGUCUCACCUGCAGUUUUUGUACUAUACACCCCGGAUAUCGAAUGAGCUAAAUUUGUAAGCCAGAACUAAAUGUGCGACGAGUGUGUGAAGAAGCAUAUAUUUUUAAUAACAUUAUAGGACAACGGACGUGCGUUCCGGAGAGAAUGGAUCGGGAUGUGUGUCCCGAUGGAGAAGUUUUGCAUACUUAUACGGAGUAAGGCGAAUGUGUGAAAGUAUAUCGUUAAUUUAUUUUGAUAAGAUUAUAAUAUAUUAUACUACCUACACAACAAGCAGUGGCUAACAAAACCAAUAUUCAAACAGUUUAUUAUUGCUAUUUGUUUAGGGAUCAAAAAAGGGGAAGAUUGAACACUGUCUUGUGUAUGAAAACUGUAAAAGAUCACAAAAGUUAAAUUUUCUUGCAAUUUCCCUCACACAAGUUUGCAAAGUAGUUUUAGACUUGAAGGGAAUAUAUUUACCUAUGGACAAGAAAAUAUGAAAUAAUUUAUUAUUGUCAAACAAUAAUGUUGUUGAUGAGAUUGAAAAGUUGUAGAUAUUUAUUUUGAUUAUUAUUUUGCGAUUGUCAGUGCAAUAAACUUUUUUUACAAUUAUGAUUUCAAGUUCGUUUCUUCUUAUGAGUUCUAUGGUAAAAUUAUUGAUUGAUUAGAAUUCUACGCUAUACACAGAGAAGAGUGAGAACUUUCUCAGAUCCUUUUUUUUAACAUCGGACCAAAUCUAUUUUAGGAAAAAAUCUUAGAACAAAUCGUAUGGUACCGCUUAAAACCAAUAACUAUGAGGUACAUAGAACAUUGCUUCGUUUGUGAUUUUUUGAGAACAAUUUAUCUCAAUUGCGAAUUUGCCAAAACAGCAAAACCACGCGGCUCACAUUUUUUGGCUAGGAAUAGUUUAGACCGUAGUUUUCUGAAGCAGCUUAUUUUGUAUCUCUCAAACAUACGUAUAAUUGGUAGCUUUUCAACGUAAGUUGGCAGUUGAAAAAGCCAGCUCAUACUUAGAAUACAACCAAAUUAGAUAAAUCAUUAGUGCUUAUGUUGAGCGUUAGUACAUACCUAAAGUAUAUCCCAAUAAACUUAUGAGAGCAUACUAACUUUGGCGAAUAACAGCAUGCAUUCAUCACGGACUAUUCCUUGGAAUUAAAAUGCGCGCUUUUUAGAAAUUGGUUUGCGGAUAUUAUGACGACUCAGCUUGAUCUUAAAAGGAAUUGGAAGAACGUGCCAUCAACUCUUCUAAUCAAGUAAUUUUACCAACAACGAUUCAGUUUUAAUCACUGUGCGAUGAGAUUCCUGCGAAGACAGCUAAAUUGUGCUAUACCUAUUUCGUUAUCAUGAUUUCCCAUGAAGGAAUAUGGAGAUAUCGUUGCAAAUUGAGAAUGUUGUUGCACGGACGACGAUACCGUAUUAUCUGCAGAUAAAAGUACUUGGGAAAUCUCUGCAAACACAUUCGGCAGAGUGUAUGAAUUAGUGAAUUUUGAAGUCUUCUAGAAAAAAAUAUUGAUAAGCUAGUUGGGAUUCCUUCGCACAGUGUGGCUGUUUAUAAUUUUCAAUUAUUAUCAAACUGCCCAAAAAUACUGAAAUCGUAAAGAAUUAAGAAUAUCACACAAAUAUUUAUACUGUGACAAAGCGAAAAGCAAACAUCACGAUUCUGUCCUCACGUUUUAGGAGAAAAUGAUAUUUUUUCUAUCAAAGAAGCGUCCAAAACUGAAUGUCAAAAAAAUAAUAAAUUCCAGUUAAGAGUUAGGAAAAUAAAGCAAAUAAACGAACAAAAUUAUUUGUGAACACAAUAAAAGAAGAAAAAGGAAAAACGAAGAAAAUCACCGAGCCAUUUAUUUAUUUAACUAAUUAAGAAAAAUCUGAAUUUAAAUCUAACUGUGUGCGUUAUAAAACCAGGCAAAAAUAAUCUCACUGUUCCAUGUGAAAGAAACAAAUGAACAAUGUCCAUCAGUCAAUGGGAUACAAAUUGUAAGAUGCCACACUGAAUAAAGAAUAAAGUUAAUCACCGUCCCUUUUUACGAGAUCGAAGUAAAACUAAAAGCAAACAAAUCGUGUGUGUGUAAUGUAAGCAGUUAGUAGAAAAUCAAUAAUCUUAUUUAUCCGUUUGUUUCAUAAACGUAACUGUUGAUUGUUAACAUAUGUAAAAAUCGUGUGAAUCAACCAUCGCUUCAGUUUGUUGAUUGUUUCGCUUUUUGAAAGUAAUGCACCCUCUGACAAAAACAUCGUUAGUUAGAUAUCAUGGUGCUUCGAUUAUGUUUUCGCUUAAAGAUCUGUUUCUGUUUAUUCCUGAAAACAUGCUUUUUCAAAUGGCUUGUUAAUGAGAAUCGGUGAGAAAUAGAAGAGCUCGAACAAAUUUCGAAUAUAAUCGAUAAAAGCAAUGUUUUCUUUCCAAGGAACGCGUCGUUACAUUUGGUGGUAGCGACAAACACAUAGUUGAUUAACCGGAGGAUGAAAAAGUGAACUGAAUCCAUCUAAUAUGAAUGAAACGAAGAAAGUAAAAGUUGCUGUCCAAAAAUAGAUAAAUAACCACAGUGUAGUAAUUUUUAGUAGCCAUAACCAACCACAGAUAUGUAGAUAAUACAUAAGUUCAGUCCGGAAACGUAUCUGUUGCGUGGCCGUUGUAGCACUCAGGUCGUUGUAGUGCUCGCGCCAAAAUAGAACCACAUAGAACAUACCCCUAAAAAUUUGCGGGAAUUAAUCUAAAUAGCAAAGUUCAUUGCAAUUUGUUCUAUAGAUAGUAAUUAGGAAGCUAACCCAUAAAGUGAUUAUGACAAGACUACUCAAAUAAAUAUAGGCAUCCGUUUUUUUUAAAUUUUCCAACAAAUUCGUUGAUACAUAGUUACUGCAUUAGAAUCCAGUUCUACCGUUUGUCAGAUUAAAUUGUAGAAAUAGUCCUUUUGGCCACGAACACAAGAAAACUUACCUGUUAGAAGACGUUUACAUGUUUCUACGUGCGCAAACUAACAGUUCAUACAGGCAGCAUGCGUUAAGAUACAAAUACAAAAUAUGUCUUGUCCUUAUUAGCAAUCUUCUCAGCUGGGUUAAAAUCCACUGAGUAGUCACAACACUAAUCAAAUUGGAAAGAGAGCAUAAUGCAAAAGAUAUUCUAAACACACUGAUCCUCAAGCACGCAUUGUUUCACGUUUCUGCGUUCGUUUCUACAUUUUUAGUGCAGAGCAGCUAGUAAAUAAGCGUAAACGGAUAUAGGAUUUCCAUCACAUCUUAACUUGGUAUAAUUCGACGAGAGCUUGAUAGCGAUAGAGCAAUAUUCUUUUGUAAUGAUUUAAUUUAGCAGUUUAUGCCAAGCGAAGGUCGUCGUUCGGUGUUAGAGUCUCUACCCUUUUGGACCCGCGGCAGAGCAGAGAUACGAGGUUUGAUUAUUAACAAAGCACUAAGAAAAUAUUGGCGCAUUGCUGCGUCUGCAGCUAGCGACAGGUUAGUAUGUAUCAUUUGCUAACUUAUAUUAAUUUAUUGUAUCAUUAAAAAUGAACGUAAAAUAUAAUGAAAAAGUCUAUAUUGUAAAAGUCUUACACAGAAAAAAAAUACCUUGAA
Molecule: messenger RNA, 6672 nt
Organism: Armigeres subalbatus
Lineage: Eukaryota; Metazoa; Arthropoda; Insecta; Diptera; Culicidae
Gene: BicD
Product: protein bicaudal D
Exons: 11
Coding region: 456-2816 (786 amino acids)
Molecular function (GO): dynein complex binding; cytoskeletal adaptor activity
Source: RefSeq, a predicted model, not a curated record